UUCAUCCUAAUCUCCUGAGAUGAAGUUGAAUUUCUUCGUUUCCGCUGUGGCUCUACUUGGUGCCUUCCAACCCCGCUAUGAAUGUAGAGCUAUUGAAACCCCCGGAGCACUUGAUCCAUUCCACAAUCUACAGGCAGAGCUGCAACAGCAACUCCCUAUUCUUCUGCGACUAGGAGAGGAGUACUUCAUUCGGCUUGACAACUCCAAUCAAAAUUCGCCCCAGUCUUCAUUGUCGAAUACAUCUCCUGGAGCUUCCGCGCGGUCAACAACGGUCAACAGGGCUUUACUUCAGUUUACGCAGCGUCUUCUGCAAGGUAAAGUCGGUAACAGCAAUCGGUUUCUGAACAGCUACGCUAACCAGAUGGAUGAUUCCACGGAGAGAGGAAAGCGGACCUGGCCGGGCGAAGAACCACCGAUCUCAUUGGAUCUCACGUUCCAUCUGCUGAGGGAAGUUCUAGAAAUGGCUAGAGACGAGCAAUUAGUUCAGCAGGCGUAUAGUAACCGGAAAAUGAUGGACAUAUUCGGGAAAUGAAAGUGUUAGAAAUACAUUUACCAAAUACAUUGUGUACAUCUUACAUAAACUGUACGUUACUAUUCCAUUUUUGUUUUACUCUUGAAUUGGUUAACUUUCGUUCUUUCAGUUAUUAUUUUUUAUUGAUUUGUAAAAUCGAGUUGUAAUUCGCUUUGUAGUUAUUACAUAGUGUGAUGAGAAAUAGGCAAGGCCAGU
Messenger RNA from Oncorhynchus masou masou (cherry salmon), 727 nucleotides. Its product is annotated as corticoliberin-like. The transcript has a single exon. The coding region runs from base 20 to 532 and encodes 170 amino acids. Gene Ontology annotation, cellular component: extracellular region. Lineage: Eukaryota; Metazoa; Chordata; Actinopteri; Salmoniformes; Salmonidae. The record is from RefSeq and is a predicted model, not a curated record. Gene Ontology annotation, molecular function: hormone activity.